AUGGUUUUUUUUUUUCAGCGAUUUAAAAUGGAAGCAAUGUGGGGAAUUUUAACAUUUGCCCUUUUAUUGUCAGCAGUUUCUACCGUCAAAUUACCUAGAAAGGACUUUGGAGACAACCUUACAGCAGUAGCGAAGGAUCUUCACAAAAAAUGUAUGGUUACAUCCGGAUGUUUAACAGAAUGCGUGCGAAAAAUUAAAGCAGCUGAAUUUGACCCCGAUUCAAUUCCCUCUAAAAAAUAUGUGGCAUGUCUGUGGACAGCAUCUGGACUUUUGACAAAAGGCUUUGAAUUGAACAGUACUUUGUUGGAAGAAUUGAUGCCUCCAACAAUAUCAAAUGAAGAAAUACCAACCUACUUAAAAUGCGUUGAAGAAGGAAAAAAUUCAGCUGAAAAAAAAUUCAGGGAUAAGAUAUUUGUAACGACAAAGUGCAUUUAUGAUACAGAUCCUGAGAAAUAUAUCAUGUUCUAGGAGGUGCCAAAAUUAUUUUACGAAAAUGUUAAUUUCAAGCUUUGUCACAAAAAUAA
Messenger RNA from Psylliodes chrysocephalus, 524 nucleotides. The record is from the annotation of a GenBank genome assembly. Lineage: Eukaryota; Metazoa; Arthropoda; Insecta; Coleoptera; Chrysomelidae.